AUGUCAAGAGAAGAUAUUGAUACAAAAAGAUUAUUUUCUCUAUUGGAUCAAUUAGUUGGUGAAAUACCAUUUGAUCUAUUCCAUGUUAAAACAAUUAGAUCAUUUAGAAUAGAUGUAAAUAAAUUGGCAAAUACAAUGAUAGAUGUCAAACAUUAUUUUAGUAAAUUUGAUAUUGAAAAUUGUAUUAAUAGAAAUCAAUCAAGUAGAGAUUUGGUAUUGUUAGAUACAAUAGAGUUUAUAGAAGAGGUUGUCAAAAUAUCAAAACAAUUCUUUCAUUCAACUUUAAAAUUGGUUCAAAUGUUAAGAAAUUAUAAUAUCAAUCAUCUAUAUAUCAUUGCAGAGUAUUCAAUCUAUCUUUUACAAAUAGAGAUUAAUACAUUUAGAUUUCUAUCCAAUUUAUUUUUAAUAAUCAAAAAGAAAGAUAAAGAGAAGAACAAAAACCAAGUGUUGUUGGAAUAUGAUCAAAAUUGGAAUAUUGAUCCUCAAAUUGAUGAAUUUACUUGUUUGGUUCAACAACAACAACAACAAGACAGAGACAAUACUAGUAUUGAACCAGUACAAAUUGGAAUAUUAGAAUUAUUUCAAGUAUCAAAUACACUUUUAAACAUUGAAAUUAAAAGAAUAGUAGAUUUAUAUAUUUGA
Molecule: messenger RNA, 642 nt
Organism: Cavenderia fasciculata
Lineage: Eukaryota; Evosea; Eumycetozoa; Acytosteliales; Cavenderiaceae
Exons: 1
Coding region: 1-642 (213 amino acids)
Source: RefSeq, a predicted model, not a curated record